Molecule: messenger RNA, 1274 nt
Organism: Syngnathoides biaculeatus (alligator pipefish)
Lineage: Eukaryota; Metazoa; Chordata; Actinopteri; Syngnathiformes; Syngnathidae
Gene: mrps10
Product: mitochondrial ribosomal protein S10
Exons: 7
Coding region: 69-665 (198 amino acids)
Biological process (GO): translation
Cellular component (GO): mitochondrion; mitochondrial small ribosomal subunit; ribosome
Molecular function (GO): structural constituent of ribosome
Source: RefSeq, a predicted model, not a curated record
CCGGGACACACGGGGGCAGCAGUGCGACGCGUUUCGCUUUCGGUUUCCUCUGCACGCUUUGAAAAAACAUGGCCGCCUCCUUAACGAUUCGGAAAGAAUUUUGCUCCUUGGCAAGGAUACUGAGUGGAAUACCUUAUUCGGCACCUCGGGUUUUGGGCCACUGUGCAGGAGACAAGAAAUGGAUUACAAUUCGGUGUCCCUUCCACAGUUCCACAGUGUUUUCAUCAACUCUGUCACCAAUCACCGUGACGGAGGAGCCCGACACACUAUUCCAGAAGGUGACCGUGCUGGUGAAAGGCCAUGACAGGGCUGUCUUGGACAGCUAUGAGUAUUUCGCCACCAUGGCUGCCAAAGAGCUCGGGAUCAGCAUUGGCAAAGUUUUUGAGCCACCCAAAGACAUGGAGAGAUUUACGCUGCUGAAGUCGGUCCACAUCUUCAAAAAACACAGAGUUCAGUAUGAGAUGCGGACACACUACAGGUGUAUUGAGCUGUCUCAUUUAACAGGCUCCACAGCUCGGGUGUAUCUGGAAUAUAUUCAGCGGAACCUUCCGGAAAGUGUUGCCAUGCAGGUGACAAAAACUGCUAUGGAGAAAAUUCCAGAGCACAUCCAUGAGCCCAUGUGGAAGGACGAGCCCACGGAGGAAGCGCACAAGCCCGGUCAAUAAAUGCGUACCAUCUGUGAGAGUUGCGAAGAGAAUAUUGUCCAUCCAUCCUUCUAUGACUUUGGGCGAGAGGCAGAGCCAGCGACUCGCAAGGCACGUUUCGACAAAUAACCAUCCGAGUUCACAUCUAAAGGACAUCAAGUCUAAUAUGAGUAUUGUGGGAGAAAGCCAAAUAUGUGGGGAAAAAAAACUACCUUCACAAGCAACGUGCAACCAUCUCCACAAGGAUGUCUGGACACAAGAUUCAAACCCUGAACCUCUGGAAAAUACUGUCAAUAAUUGAAAUUUAAGUUGUCCUUAUUGUAUGUGUCAGAUUUUAUUAUAAAGUAAAUUGUCACUGGAACGUUAUUUUUCAUGUUCAUUAAUCACUGCAUCAGCAAUGUAGAAAACAUUGCAUACAAAGCUUGGCAACAUUAAAAUUAUUUGUAUAAAAUAUUAAAAAAUUGUGACAUUUGUAUCUACAUUUCUGUAAAGCUCAAAUUCCAAUCCAUUGGCUGCAUUACGUAGUAAAGAGUACCAAUUAUUUUAACCUAAGUAGAUUUUGUAAAGCUGCCGUGAGAAUGUAAGGUUGACAAGUCAGAUUGUGUGAAUGAAUAAAAAAAUUCUGUUUUA